AUGGAUGCCGAACAAAAUAUGCCUUCCGUUGAACAAGUUCAACAAAACUGCGAUUUCCAAUGUGAUACUAGUGGCUCAGAUAUUCCUGGUCCUGUUAGCGCAGAUAUUCCUGGUCCUGUUAGCGCAGAUAUUCCUGGUCCUGUUAGCGCAGAUAUUGCUUCUGUUAGCGCAGAUAUUGCUUCUGUUAGCGCAGAUAUUGCUUCUGUUAACGCAGAUAUUCCUGCUUCUGUUAGUUCAGAUAUUCCUGCUUCCAGUGACCCUCCGACAGUCGAUGGUGGUAAUGCUGACGCCAGAAAAUUAUUCGUCGGAGAAAUGCAUUUCCAAACCGGUGAAAAAGAAUUACGUGAGCACUUUGGACAGUACGGUGAGAUUGAACAUAUCAAAAUCACAACAGAUCCCGUUACGGGACGGUCAAGAGGCUUCGCUUUCAUCGUGUUCAAAUCGGUUGAAGCACUGAGCAAAGUUGAAGUAGCCGGCGAUCAUAUUAUCAACGGCAAAAAAGUUGACCCCAAAAAGGCGAAGGGUAGACAGGGCAAAAUCUUUGUUGGUGGAUUAACGGCUGAUCUCACCGAUGACGACAUCAAAUCUCAUUUCGCGCAGUUUGGAACCAUAGCGGACACUCAGAUGCCGUUCGACAAGGUAAAAAACCAAAGAAAAGGAUUUUGUUUCAUAAUUUUCGAAUCCGAACAAGUAGUUAGAGACUUGAUUAAAAAUCCGAAACAAACAAUUAAGGGUAAAGAAGUCGAUGUGAAGAGAGCCAAUUCUAAUCAAAUGAGUGGACCAAUGAUGGGAGGACGAGGAGCGCGAGGUGGUAUGCAAGUAGGCCGCGGUGGUAUGCAAGUAGGCCGCGGUGGUAUGCAAAGAGGACGCGGUGGUGUGCGGGGAGGCCGAGGUGGCAGAGGGGGUUUUGGAGGACCGGGUUUUAAUCAUAGCCAACAAGGGUUCGGCAGCGGCUAUGAAAAUGCCGGUGGAUACGGACCAGCUUUUGACUACUAUGAAGGAGCUGCUUUUGGGGGCUAUGGCCAAAGGUACCAACCGUACUGA
Molecule: messenger RNA, 1044 nt
Organism: Leptinotarsa decemlineata (Colorado potato beetle)
Lineage: Eukaryota; Metazoa; Arthropoda; Insecta; Coleoptera; Chrysomelidae
Product: RNA-binding protein squid-like
Biological process (GO): regulation of gene expression
Cellular component (GO): nucleoplasm; chromatin
Molecular function (GO): RNA binding
Source: RefSeq, a predicted model, not a curated record